Molecule: messenger RNA, 4346 nt
Organism: Salvelinus sp. IW2-2015
Lineage: Eukaryota; Metazoa; Chordata; Actinopteri; Salmoniformes; Salmonidae
Product: GON-4-like protein
Biological process (GO): regulation of DNA-templated transcription
Cellular component (GO): nucleus
Molecular function (GO): transcription coregulator activity
Source: RefSeq, a predicted model, not a curated record
UUUGAUCUCUAGGUUGGGGGACCCCAUGGCGGAGGUGACAGCAGGGCGCUACCGUACGGUGAAGGAGCAGCUGGCCGCCAUCCGGCAUCACCGGGCCCUGCUGGAGAGCCAGGGCCUGUUGGCCCCCAGGGCCCUCGUCACCAAGCCCCGUGAGCCCCCACCUCCAUUCACCCCCACCCUCUCCCACUGCCAAAGACUCCAGCUGCAGCAGCAAGUCCAGCAGCACGUCCAGCUCCUAACCCAGGUCCAAAUGUUGACCAGCCCGGUGGCUGCACUGCAGAGCGAAGCUGCCACCACCAAGCAGUUCCUGAUGGAGUUACAGAUGUUUGCCCAGCGUGGGGAGUUGACCCGGGGCCCAGUGGAGCCAGGUUUCACCAGUGUGUUCAAAGCCUGUAACCUACAGGUGGCACUGUCACUGCUAGAGGAGCUCUCACUGUCCCCAAUCCCUUACAAAGAAGCCCCUAACGAGCCACGAACACGCAGGAGAGUCCGGAAGCAUCCGUCGAUGCCCCCCCAGCUGGCAUGGCUUUUUGCCACGCGCCCGGUGUUCCUGUACCCCGAGCUACUGCCCCACGUCAGCCUGGACCCAGCCCUGCAUUCUGCUCGCUCCGUCAGCAUGUUCACCGCAGGAGAGGACUGCCUGAUCGUCCUGGGCCUGAGGAACCUGGGGGAGACCCUGCAGCCCAAGGAGCUGCUGUGUCACUACCUGCUCCGCGCCAAGAAGGUCUCUCAGCUCCGUGACCACAUUUUGGAGAAGUGUAAACCCACCCAUGCCAACAACGUCAUCAAGGCCUACCGACUCCAGAAGGUGGUCCAGCCCAUGCCAGUAGCCUGUGAACGAGUGAACCCGGGUGACCUGCGCCCCUCAGUGGAGAGAGAGGAGAGAGCCAUGCCCGGAUGGCUGGGGAGAAGUUUGCCUUAUAUCUACGAGGCAAUCGAAGAUCUCAACAGCUCGCCAGAUACAGAAACUAUGUCGGCCUGUCAAUCAAAGAAAGCCCCACUCAACACGCUUCUCUUCAGUUCCUCCAGAACCUUGGACUACAGCUUCCCACCCGCGACUCGCUACCCGCCCCAACUCCCCGACAGCCUUUCAUUCCAGCGCUGCGGCUUCAGGCGCUGUCACCCUCCACCAGACUGUGACCUUUCGCUGUCCCUUGCUGUAUCGCACAGCGCCACCCACAGUCUGAAAAGUGUAACUACACCCUCAGAAAAUAAUUUGCAGACGGGUGCUGUGAUUCAGCAGUGCAUGGCCCACCACGAACUGCAACCCAUCCACCCUGCAACAUCCAAACUUCCUUCUCUUCAGCAUCCCACCAAGCCUCAUCUGAAACAUCCCCUCAGGCCUCAACCCAAACCUUCCCAGAAGCCSCUGCAAGUCAUUCUCAAUUUGCCUGCCCCAGUGGCUGCAGCUGUCCUUUGUCCCGCUCAUUCCGCCAGGGUAUUGGCCUCCCWAUUGUCCCAUUCCGCGCCAUUGGCCGAAGACCUGGUUGCUGGGAAGUUCAGCACGUUCGCUAACCUCCGCAGGCUGCCCAGGUUGCUGCCAGCUCCUCCACCCAACAACGAGAAKCCUCCACAAACAAACCUGAAUACCGUGACCCCUAACAGUGGAGCAAACCUCCUUUGGUUUUCCCAUAUGAAUAGUAGAAUAGCCUCCACUAGUACCGAAUCUCAAACCUCUGUCUCUACUACGAUUCCUAUCGAACAAUUCAAGGACAAACCCUCCAGGACCAGCCGGCGGGUGACGAAGGAACCCAAAAGCAGCCUGAAGAGUGAGGGGCAGCCCCAGCCUUCAGCCUCCCCGGAACCCCCUGCCCUGGACCAGGCUCUGACCCCUGACGACUAUGUCACAGUUGUAAUGGAGGAAGAGGGUGGAGAUGAAGAGAAAGAGGACUGUGGCAUGGAAGAGGAGGAUGGGGAUGAUUUUGGAAUGACCCUCCUGGCCCUGUCUGAGUCCUCUGCCAGUCCCCCGGGGAGCGUUGACUGCAUUGACUCCAUGGAGGGGUCAGAGGAGGUGCAGGAGAUAACGCUGACCCUAUCACCCAGGCCGUCGGGCAUGGGGGACGGAGGGAGAGAGGGUGAUGAGGGGAGGGGAGACAGACAUCAGGAGGUAGAGGAAGCGGUGUCACCAGCCUCCGAGGUGUCCACAUUGUCUGUGCCAGAGCUGCAAGAGACGAUGGAGAAYCUGUCAUGGCUGGCGUCAGGGGGGAGGUCAGAGGACUCGGAAGAAGGCGAACGAUCAGGCACACCCUCAGGCUGCUGUAGUAGCACCCCCAACCCUCCCAGCUCAAAGCACGAGCAGCAUCACACUGGAGAAGUUGGCAGCGAGGGCAUGUCCAAAAUCCCACCAAURCUCUACGACGAUGACGACGUACUCGACAGCGACCCCCUGAGGGAGAAGAAGAAAAUAGCCUUCGCUCAGAAUUAUCUCAACAGGGUGUGCCAUGCCCUGCAGGGGGUGCCGGGGCGUGUGGAGGAGUUUCUGGAGAUACUCUAUGAGUUUGAGCAGGACGGAGAUGAGCACACCUCUGUGGAACUCUUCACCAGGCUUAAGCCUGUUCUGAAUGAGUGGCCGGAGCUGCUCCGAGACUUUGCUGGCUUCCUCUAUCUCGAACAAGCCCAGGAGUGUGGACUGCUCGCAGAACAGCAGGCAUUUGAGAGGAGCCGGCGCUUCCUGCGACAACUGGAGCUGAGCUUUGGGGAAACCUCCUCGCACUACUGCAAGAUAGUGAGCGUCCUUCAAGGAGGCCCUACUCUCAGUCCUGCUGGCAUCAAGGAGAUGAAAGCUCAGAUGGCCACCCUUCUCCAAGGUCACACCCACCUGCAGGGGGAAUUCUGUUUUUUUUUCAACGAGCUCCACACACGGCCCUCGCUACAGUGUCAGACUGAGAACAGAGGCUGUGGUGAUGUGACCAACACAAACUCCACUUCCCAGAGGUCAUCAGCAGCAAAUGCCAAGAGAUGCCAAGGUCCUAAAACCCCAAAAGCCAAACGAGUAAGGGAGGAUGAAGCGGACGAGGAGAAAGAAGGGGAUCGCUCAAACCGCCCAGUCUGUGCCAAAAACAUCUCGCUUACACCCAGUGGAGAGAAAGUCAUCCUCUGGACCAGGGAGGCGGACCGUGCCAUCUUGACCGCCUGCCAACAGAAGGGAGCUAAUAAAAGCACCUUUCAGGCUGUCUCCACCCAACUUGACAACAAGACAGCCAAUGAGGUUUGCGCCCGUUUCCAGGACCUCAUGCGCCUGUUCCGUUUCUCCACCCAACGGGUCUGCUCCGAUGAGGACGCUAGUGARACAGAGCAGCCAACCAGCAGCAGAGAGCCAGAACUGCACUGAACCGGACCCAUCACCAGGGCAGUGAUCAGCGGGGCACAACGUGGAACGUUCAAAUGGACAUAUACUGAGCGUGGCCCAGAGGAAGAGUACUGUUAUAACAGUCAGCUGGACUGACCUGGGAGCAGUCCAAGCUACAGAAAAGGAGGAGCACUUGAUUUAGCAAUCUCUGAAUACUUGGCUGGGACUGUAUAAGAAUCUCUGACUCAACACUAUAGGGGACUGCAAAGAUAGUGCCAUCAAAAGGGAGACAUAUAUGGGGCCACUAAUGAGAGGAUUUUUUACUAUUAUGUGCUGGUGUGCAUGAGUGCCAUGUGCAGGCCACAUGAGGUUCCUGGUGCUAUGAACCAUGUAGGUGGGAGGAGGUGCAGCAAAUGUGAAGUACAAUUGUCUUGAUUGUAUAAAAGAGACGGAUUGCAGAAUGUGUAAAAUUGGUCAUGGCUCCACAUAAUAUUUAGUGUGCUGUUGAGGGGAUUUCAAUGAAAACGGACACAUAUACAGUAGCACAAUCAUGUUGAAAUGAUCAGCUGAAAUGUAAAUAUUUUGUUAAAGGGGAAAACGGGUAAUUGAUUUCCAACAAUCAGGUCAGGCCCCAUGCAUAAGCGACAUAGUCGGUCGCCUUGGGAUCUCAAUUUACGGUUACUUACAACUUACUGUUGAGGUAGAAUACACAAGGUACAAUUUCUAUAUUUGGUUGUMCAUCAGCAGUUUUUCUCAUAUCAGUUACUGACAGUCACUAAAUUAGCUGUCAGCUAACCAUUUUUAGAUUGGUAAAUUAGUCUUGCCAGCCCCCCCAACCCAUUCUUGCCAAGGGCCCCCAAAUGGCUAGGGCAGCCCUGUUUCCAAUUGUACAGUUUGCCAUUGUGUUUUGUAAUGAAUCUACUGGUCUUACAUGAUGAGUGUGGGGGCAGUUGUGUAUAUUUGAAUAAAAUGUACACAUUUGUUUUACAGAAUAAAACAGUGGUGCUUUCCAGUUUAUUGUUGUGUUGAAAUAAAAAAUGAAUGGGAUUCUUACUUA